Molecule: messenger RNA, 2574 nt
Organism: Tachysurus vachellii
Lineage: Eukaryota; Metazoa; Chordata; Actinopteri; Siluriformes; Bagridae
Product: supervillin-like
Biological process (GO): actin polymerization or depolymerization; barbed-end actin filament capping; cytoskeleton organization
Cellular component (GO): cytoplasm; actin cytoskeleton
Molecular function (GO): phosphatidylinositol-4,5-bisphosphate binding; actin filament binding
Source: RefSeq, a predicted model, not a curated record
AUUACAGAUGUGGUUGAAAAUGCUGGAAUGUUUCUUUAUAAACCGUAGUAAAUCUUAUUAUAGGAACUUUUUAAAGACAUGACUUAUGGUGUGUGUGGUGUUAUGAAAUACUAAACUAUUGUCCAGACUCCUGCCAAGAAUCUUCCUGUUUAUAUACAAGGCAUAGUGUAGCCAUGACGGUGCCAGAAACACAAAGCUCACAUCUCUUCACCUGUCUGUUUCUCGGGCACGUGUCUAAAUAUAUAUGAGUAUGUCUGUGGCAGUAUUUAUGAUGCUUGUUUGUGUUUGUGUUAGGAAAGGCCAAGGUCGGCCAGAUUGGGCUGUAUUUGGCAGGGUGACCCAGCACAAUGAGACUAUACUGUUUAAGGAGAAGUUUCUAGACUGGAGAGACUCCAAGAAGGCUUUAAAGAACAAUGAUGAAAUACAAGCUCUUGAACACAAGGAGGUUCAAGGUGGUGAAUGCCGACCAUACAAUGUGUCUAUGAUGAUGCCGUCCUCCCAUGCCCCUGUUCGGACUGUCCUGGACGGCGUGGACGUGGGACGAGGUUACGGUAUGAUGGAGGGAGAUGACAGGAGGAACUUUGAGAUUAGCACUCUGUCUGUGGAUGUGUGGCAUAUCCUGGAGUUUGACUACAGUCGGCUGCCUAAGCAGAGCAUCGGGCAGUUUCACGAGGGAGACACAUAUGUAGUUAAAUGGAAGUACAUGGUCAGUGCAGCAGUUGGAAAAAGGCUAAAUUCUGAGCGGACUGUCGGCCCGGGUAGGGAGAGGUGUGCAUACUUCUUCUGGCAGGGACGUAACGCUACUGUCAGUGAGAAGGGGACAUCGGUUCUCAUGACUAUGGAGCUGGAUGAGGAGAGAGGAGCACAGGUCCAAGUGCAGCAGGGGAAGGAACCGCCUUGUUUUCUACAGUGUUUCAAUGGAGGCAUGAUGAUUCAUGCAGGAAAGAGAGAAGAGGAAGAAGAGAAUACACAGAGUGACUGGAGGCUGUACUGUGUGAGAGGCGAGAAGCCAGUAGAGGGCCACCUGCUGGAGGUGGUGUGUCACUGCAGCAGCCUGCGUUCUCGCACCUCCAUGAUUCUGCUCAACAUCCCUAAAGCCAGCAUGUACCUGUGGCACGGCUGCAAGGCCCAAGCACACACACAGGACGUGGGCCGCACUGCUGCUAACAAGAUCAAAGAGCGGUGUCCUCUAGAAGCUGGACUUCACAGCAGUAGCAAAGUGACCAUCCACGAGUGUGAGGAAGGCACUGAACCAAUAGGAUUCUGGGAAGGUCUUGGGAGACGAGACCGCAAGGCAUACGACUGUAUGAUUCAUGAUUUGGGGAAGUUUAACUUCACACCACGGUUAUACCACUUAAGCAGUACAUCAGGGGAGUUUGUCGCUGUUGGAGGUCCUUCCAGAGAGCCAAAGCUGGUUAACUUCAUGCCUUUCCACCAGGAAGAUCUGUAUAAUGUCACCCAGCCAGCUCUGUUUUUGGUUGAUAAUCAUCAUGAGGUGUACCUGUGGCAGGGCUGGUGGUCUCUGGACAGUGAGAACACAGGCUCUGCCCGCAUCUGAUGGGACUUAGACAGGAAGUGUGCCAUGGAAACUGUGCUCCAGUACUGCCGAGAGAAGAAUGAGAAGAAGCCUCCUAAAGCCUACCUGAUUCAUGCAGGGCUGGAGCCACUUACAUUCACUAACAUGUUCCCCAGCUGGGAGCACAGAGAGGACAUCGCUGAGAUCACAGAAAAGGAAGCAGAAGUAUGUAAUCAGAUCAUUCUAGUGGAAGAUGUUUUGGCCAGACUCUGUAAGACCACCUAUCCACUGGCUGACCUCAUUGCCCGGCCUUUACCAGAAGGUGUCGACCCUCUGCACCUCGAGCUCUACCUCUCAGACGAAGACUUUGAGGGUGUAGGGGCCUAUGGGAAGAAAGGCCUGGAGAUGACGAGGAUGGAAUAUGAAGCUUUGCCAGGAUGGAAGCAGGUGAAUUUGAAGAAAGCCAAAGGAUUGUUCUAGUGGGUUUAGGAGGAUGAAGAUGUACAGUACAGACGAGGCGAUAAUCGCUGUUGCAGUGUAGAAAAAGAUGGAACAAGCAUGUGGUGCAACUUGCACUCAGUUUUUAGCUGAACUUUAUAUAUGUACAAAUGUGCUGAUGUGAAUGCACUGGAAAGGGAUAUAAGAAGAAAAGAAAGGAGGAGUGGAUAUGGACGGAGAUUAGCAGAGGUUUACCAGCCUCAUGGAGUAUCUCUCUGUCUAUUCCUGGUUUUUUGUUUGUUUGUUUUCUCCCCCCAGUUUGUUGAAAUUGUAAAAAGCUGUAAAUUGCUGUAAUUUUCUUUCUGAAAUGUUUUUUCUUCAUUUCACUACAUGUCCAUGUAGCAGAAAUAAAGCUGCCAUUACAGUUACCUGAACUAAAAUAGAAAAGUAAUAUAAUUUGAUUAAUGCAGUGGCCACAUCACACCAGCAGACUGUGUUUGCUUUACCUGUUAAUGCUCUUCAUUAUUUUACUUGUGUUUACACUUUAAACAGUUUUGUUCCUGUAAACGUAUAGUACACUAUGACUUUUUACAGAUGUAAUAAUGUACUAAUGAUCCAGA